Molecule: messenger RNA, 1749 nt
Organism: Miscanthus lutarioriparius
Lineage: Eukaryota; Viridiplantae; Streptophyta; Magnoliopsida; Poales; Poaceae
Source: the annotation of a GenBank genome assembly
AUGGAGCUUAGUACAUUGGUAGUAGCGAAGAAGACGAAGAACCGUGCCCGCCACCUCGCCGUUCUUCUCCUACUCGUCGCGUGCGCCUGCGCGGGCGGCAUUGAGCCGGCGGGCGGCGCCGGCGGGAGGUGGGACCUCCUGCAGAGCAGCAUCGGGGUGUCGGCGAUGCACAUGCAGCUGCUGCACAACGACCGCGUCAUCAUCUUCGACCGCACCGACUUCGGCCGCUCCAACCUGUCCCUCCCCGACGGCCGUUGCCGCGUGAACCCGCGGGAGCGCGUGCUCCCUCGAGGGGACUGCACCGCGCACUCCGCCGAGUACGACGUCGCCGCCAACGCGUUCCGCCCGCUCUCCGUCUUCACCGACACCUGGUGCUCCUCGGGCACCGUCGCGCCCGACGGCACGCUCGUCCAGACCGGCGGCUGGAACGACGGGUUCCGCAACGCGCGCACCAUGCCCGCGUGCGGCGGCACCGGUGACGACAAGAGCUGCGACUGGUCCGAGAAGCAGGACGCGCUCGCCGCCAACCGGUGGUACGCCACCAACCAGAUCCUCCCGGACGGCCGCGCGUUCAUCCUGGGUGGCCGGAGGCAGUUCAGCUACGAGUUCUACCCGAAGGCCGGCCCUUCGGAUACGUCCGUCGUCCAAAUGCCAUUUUUGGUGCAGACCAAGGAUCCCGAGGAGAACAAUCUUUAUCCGUUCGUACACCUCAACAUAGAUGGCAACCUUUUCAUCUUCUCCAACAACCGCGCCGUCCUGCUGGACUACAAGAGUAACAAGAUCGUGCGGACGUACCCCGUGCUGGGCGACGGCGACCCGCGGAACUACCCCAGCUCGGGCUCCUCGGUGCUGCUCCCGCUGAAACCCAACCCCACCGAGGCCGAGGUGCUGGUCUGCGGCGGCGCGCCGGCGGGCUCCUACAACUCCACCAAGGGCGGCGCCGGCACCUUCGUCCCGGCGCUGACGACGUGCGGGCGGAUCAAGAUCACCGACGCCGCGCCGGCGUGGGUCAUCGAGACUAUGCCGUCGCCGCGGGUGAUGGGCGACAUGAUCCUGCUGCCCAACGGCGCCGAGGUGGCAAUCAUCAACGGCGCCGCGGACGGCGCCGCCGGGUGGGAGUCCGCCAAGACCCCCGCUUACGCGCCCGUCGUCUACCGUCCCGACCACUCGCCGGGGGACCGGUUCGAGGAGCAGACCGCGACGGGCGUCGCGCGGCUGUACCACUCCUCGGUGGUGCUGCUCCGCGACGGCCGCCUGCUGGUGGGCGGCAGCAACCCGCACACCUACUACAACUUCAGCAACGUGCAGUUCCCCACCGACCUCAGCCUGGAGGCCUUCUCGCCGGAGUACCUCGACGCGUCCAACGACAUGCUCCGCCCGAGGAUCCUCGACCCGUCCCCCACCGGCGCGCCGACGAGCGUGGCCUACGGGGCGACGAUGGCGCUCCAGUUCUCGGUCCCGGCAUCGGUGCGGAGACGGCAUGGCGGCGCCGCGGGCCUCCUCGGUGACGUGUCGGUGACGAUGGUGGCGCCGUCGUUCACGACGCACUCGUUCGCGAUGAACCAGCGGCUGCUGUUCCUUGACGUCACCAAGAAUGUGGCGGUGCGCGGCCGGGCCAGCACGUUCAAUGCGUCGGUAACGAUGCCGGCGACGGCGGUGCUGGCGCCACCGGGGUACUACAUGGUGUUCGUGGUGAACGGGCACAUCCCCAGCGAGGGGAUUUGGGUCCAAAUACAGGCACAGCAGUGA